AUGCUGGGGAACCUGUUGGCUAAUGGGAACGCCAGCAGCGGUAACAAGCUUGUUGUUGGCGGAAAUAACCCUAAUGGACCCAAUGCGUUGCGCAAUUUUGGUAACCUCAAGAUAACUAAGCAGCCGGGAGGACCCAAUACGAAACAUGCGGAUGGUGCACCCUCGACUGGGACCGUCGGUGGAUUGACAACAGAAGGGUUGUCCGCUGCAGCAACUGCAGCGACUACAGCAACUGCACACCAUGAGUUCUGGGGGAGGCCCGCGAUGCAUGCGCCGCCAAUUUUGGACCACAUGGCAGACGAACUCAAAUUCAAGUUGCUUGGAUCCAAAGUGGUGCCCUUUGCCAACACCGUCGAUACGUUGGAUAGUCAGCACACAAGAGAAAAUAGCUACGCGUUCCGACUCUUGCUCGCAGAGGAGACGGGCCAAAUGGCUUGCAGAAACAACUUUAGAGUUUCACUGGAUUACACUUUCUCAAGGGGUUCCCCGCUGGAGAGGAUCAGGACCAGCGAGUUGAAGGAGUACAUAUUUGGUUCCAUGGUCAGGGCGACGGAGUCACUACUUGAAAACGACAAAUUUAGAACGAUCCCAAACUCGGAUUUCGUUCUGAUCACAAGAAUAUUCCGUUUCGAGGAUUUCCCGAACAGGUUCUCCAUCAGUCUGUGUAUCCCAAACUCGCUGUUUUCAGUGGUCAGUGAGAUCUGGCAAGACAUCACAAGGUGGCUCACACAAACGCAGACAAUUGUAUUGGGAUACCUGGAAAGGAAAAACUCGCUGAAGAAACACCAUGAGGGCGCCUUUUUACCACUCGACUACAGUGCAGCAUUCCCAAAGGAUGUCGAUAAAGCGGUACAAUCUUUACAGAGGAAAUUGCUGCCUUGUUUUAGAUCGUACUCGGAGAUACCACGACUGUUCCUGUACCCAGACUACUCCAUAGACUUUGUCAACACCUGGUUCAAGGACGUCUUCAGUUGGCUGGAGAUAAAGGACGGGCCGAAACUGAAUUUCUUGUCCACGCUUUUGGCAUCGGUCGUAUUAUACUUCAAGACUUCACUUCUACAAUCCAAAUCGACAAGAGUGGUGCUCCUCUCGGGAAACAUGGUCGUCGCCAAUAAACUUAUUUUCUUGGUAUCUGGGAUACUCGAACCUCGAUGUAGGGCAAAACUCGAUCACUUGAUAACGAAGGAGGAACCACAGUUUGCAGAUGAUCACCUGCAACCGGAGAGGCAGAAGUUCGAAUAUGACAAGCACGCCGCAGAUGUUCAUGACGAUAUAACGGUCACAAGUGAAAACUCACCCUCUUCUAUAAACUCCAAAUACCACACAACCACUAAGGGCUGGGAAAUACCAAAAAAAUCCACCUCCCUUCGGUCCGUCUCCAUCUCGUCCGACAGCUCAGGUGCAGAGGUUAUCCAACCAUCGUCUCUCAAGAGCGGGAGUAGCUCAUUCAAAUAUCUUUCCUCCUCCCUGUCCAGUCAACCGGGAUCCUACGGUUCGUGGUUUAAUAAGAGGCCCACUUUUCAUGAUUAUUCCUCUCAAAGCCCCACGGGAGGGAAAGGGAAUGACUCGUGGGAGAGGAUCCCAACCACCCUGACACUUAACGGUCCGUUGCAAAGGACUACAAGUAGCACAUCUUUGCAUCAAGUGUUUGGGCGUCCGAGUGGUGGGCCCUCGAACCAAACACCGCAACAGUCGCCUUCCAUAAGCGAGUAUGAUGAGUACCCUUGGUUUGGCACACCGGAGUCCCCCAGAAUUGACAGUUUCUACUCGGCAAACAAGAAAAGAAUGCCCUACGACGUACCUUUGAAAGAAUUCAACAUCGAAAGAGACUGCCAAAAGGUAAAGCAAUCAGACCUCAUUUCUCAGGCGUUUGAUUCCAUUUGCAAAUCUUCUGACAGCAAGAAAGACAUGCCUGACGGGUGUGAAAUAAGCCGGGAGAACAACAUGUCUGCUCCAGUGUUCGACGUCAAUAUUGACGACCCGCACUGUAGAGAUGGGUUCCUUGAAACUUUGCCACUGUACACAUCGUAUCUGACGCACUUCAACUACUGGUUCCAAGUGCAAAGUAUACCAAUCACUCCUGACUGCGACCAGCAAAUUGUGUCUGCAAUGAAGAGAGAUUUGAUGACUGAACUAUUCUCAAUGACGUUGGUUGUGUCGUUACGAACAAGAGAGAUCCGUAAGCUUAUUAUGAAAAGAGAUGUCGACUCCGAGCCUGGGUGUGGGAUCAAACAAAAAAACAAGAAAAUAUUCAAUAAUGGAAAAUACGGGAAGAUAUCCCCACAAUUCAGUGCUUGUAUAAGCUUUAUGGACGGUAGUUUCAAAGCUGCUAAAUUAGUCUACGAAUCGAAAAAUAUAGACGAAAGUUACCGUAACAAGAGGAUCCUGGAAAUAUUUUCCUCUAUUAUAAACUACUCAUGA
Messenger RNA from Huiozyma naganishii CBS 8797, 2421 nucleotides. It is a transcript of the gene LST4, whose product is annotated as Lst4p. NCBI's taxonomy places the organism in Eukaryota, Fungi, Ascomycota, Saccharomycetes, Saccharomycetales, Saccharomycetaceae. The transcript has a single exon. The record is from RefSeq and is a predicted model, not a curated record. The coding region runs from base 1 to 2421 and encodes 806 amino acids.